AUGCUGUGGGUGGACCGGUAUCGACCAAAGACUCUCAAGGAUGUCGAACUAUACCCAGAGUUGAGGGAGGUGCUAACCCGCCUUUCCAAGGCGCAGGAUCUUCCGCAUCUCUUGUUCUACGGCCCGUCGGGCAGCGGUAAGAAGACACGCGCCAUGGCCAUGCUACAUGAAAUCUACGGCCCCAGUGUUUACUCGGUACGUCUGGAGCACAAGAGCGUGCAGGUGUCUGACAGCAAGGUCGUGGACAUCGCCACUCUCAGCUCACCCCAUCACAUCGAUAUUAACCCAUCCGACGCCGGCUACUACGAUCGCUCCAUUGUUAUGCAGAUGAUCCGUGAGAUCGCGCAGACGGUACCGCUGCACACCACGGUCAACAGCGGAAAGAGCGUGCCAUACAAAGUGGUGGUGCUUAACGAAGUGGAUAAGAUGAGCCGCAGUGCCCAGCAUGCGCUUCGCCGGACAAUGGAAAAGUACAUGAGCACCUGCCGCCUCUUCCUCCUCUGCAACUCAACCUCGCGCCUUAUCUCGCCACUGCGGUCUCGUUGCCUCGGAAUUCGCGUUGCCUUGCACUCAAAGGAAAAUCUGAAGCUGGCCGUGCAGCGCGUGUGCGAGGGAGAGGGCCGACCGCUUCCGUCGGAGGCGUUCUUGCACGCACUCGCGCUGCGCUCUGAUGGCAACCUGCGCCGCGGGCUCUUAAUGCUGGAGGCGUCCGCGAUGACGAGGGUGGAUUGGAGCGGCAACGGUGCCACAAUACCACAGGCGGACUGGAAGUUGUUUCUGGACGAAAUCUCGCACGACAUUGUGGCGGAGCAGACACCGAAGAGGCUGCACGAGGUGCGCCUUAAGUUCUACGAUCUCCUCGCCCAGUGCAUCUCUGGUGAGACCAUCCUGAAGACACUGGUGGAUAGCUUGCUGACGGCUGUGCCGCCGACCCUUCAGCGCCCACUGAUUGAACUCGCCGCCAAGUACGACCACAACAUGAAGCUCGGGACGAAGCCAAUUCUGCAUCUCGAGGCAUUUGUGGCAGGUGUCAUGAAGCUCAUCAAACAACAUUAG
This is a messenger RNA of Leishmania braziliensis MHOM/BR/75/M2904, 1056 nucleotides long. RefSeq names its product putative replication factor C, subunit 5. Gene Ontology annotation, molecular function: ATP hydrolysis activity; DNA clamp loader activity; DNA binding. Bases 1 to 1056 code for a protein of 351 amino acids. Gene Ontology annotation, cellular component: nucleus; DNA replication factor C complex. Lineage: Eukaryota; Euglenozoa; Kinetoplastea; Trypanosomatida; Trypanosomatidae. Gene Ontology annotation, biological process: DNA repair; DNA-templated DNA replication. The record is from RefSeq and is a predicted model, not a curated record. The transcript has a single exon.